AUGGGAUAUAGCCACAUGAACUUUAUGGGCAAAAUUGCUGAUACUUUGGCUGAUGCUGGACAUUAUGUGGUGACUCUACAACCAGUUAUCUUCCCCUAUGUGAGUAAUGGCACUACAAAGUCUCACUUAAUCCAAAGAAAUGUGGAAGAGAAGUUGACUGCGGAGGUUAUGCGUGCACAUCAGCAAUAUCAGCCUAAUAUAUGGACCUCAAGCGCUACAAACCCUUUAGGUGUGAUUGGAUUUCUUCCAACUUUCAAGCGAAUAACCAUGACGACCGUGACAGGUAAGAAAAUUGCCGAAGAGGUAUUUCGAUAUGAUUUUCCUCAAAUGUGAAU
This is a messenger RNA of Strongylus vulgaris, 335 nucleotides long. NCBI's taxonomy places the organism in Eukaryota, Metazoa, Nematoda, Chromadorea, Rhabditida, Strongylidae. The record is from the annotation of a GenBank genome assembly.